Molecule: messenger RNA, 1599 nt
Organism: Capsicum annuum
Lineage: Eukaryota; Viridiplantae; Streptophyta; Magnoliopsida; Solanales; Solanaceae
Product: shugoshin-1
Exons: 9
Coding region: 527-1423 (298 amino acids)
Biological process (GO): meiotic sister chromatid segregation; maintenance of meiotic sister chromatid cohesion
Cellular component (GO): nucleus; chromosome, centromeric region
Source: RefSeq, a predicted model, not a curated record
UCAUCUUCUUUUUUUCUCUUUUUUACUGAGAAUUGAAUCUUCUUUAAUUAGGAAUUCUUGUAGGAAGGCUGACGACUACAUAAGCUAAAAGACUACGACUAAAUUUUGGUUAAAAAAAACAAAAUAAUUUGUGGGGUUUGAGUUUUGAAGUCAUUUCUUGAUUUCUUAUUUUGGGUGCUUGAAAUUUGGAAGGAAAAAAAUUGUGGGGUUUGAGUUUUUUAGUCAUUUUGUUGAUUAUAUAAUUUGGGGUUCUUGAAUUUUUGGAAAAAAAAUUGUGGGGUUUGAAUUUUGGAGUCAUUUUGUUGAUUAUACAAUUUGGGGUUCUUGAAUUUUUGGAAAAAAAUUGUGGGGUUUGAGUUGUUUAGUCAUUUUGUUGAUUAGACAAUUUUGGGUAAAAAUACAAAGAAAAUAUUGAGGGGCUUGAGUUUUGGAGUCAUUUUGUUGAUUAGACCAUUUGGGGUUCUUGAAUUUUGUUUUAGAAAAAAAGUUCAGAGAAUUAAAAGCUUUGUGGAUUACUCAUAAGAUAAUGAAAGGGGAUAGAAUGGCAAAAAGAUCAUCUUUUGGAAGCAUUGUGAGGAAGAGGCUAUCAGAUAUAACAAAUUCUCUUCCACAAACACAACAAAAAACGCCUAUUGAUGUCGAUAAGGUUUCGCCUGAUGUUGUAUCAAUGAAGGAGUACAUUAAUCAUCUUGCCAAAGAAAAUGUUGCAUUGGUGAAGAUUGUUCAAGAAAAGAACAAGAUUAUAGAGUUGAGUGGACUUGAGCUUCAAAAAAUGAGGAUUCAUCUUCAAAAAAUGCAGCUACAAAACUGGAAUCUUGCUCAAUCGAAUAGUCAAAUGUUGGCGGAACUCAAUUUAAACAGAGAAAAGAUGAAGUCGCUACAACACGAGCUGGUUUGCAAAGAGGUAUUACUUAAAUCGCGGAAUUUGGAAGAGGAACAAGAACAACAAAAGAACCAGUCGACGAAUGACUUGCUGGAUGAAGAGUUUAUGGAUAUCGACUCUCAGUUGAACAAACAUAGCAAGCCUAGAAAUGGUAACAGACGCCAGCGUGCUACAAGAACUCAAUCUAUGGGCCAUUCGACAACCUCUCAACAAGCUGCAGAAAAAGAAGCAGCAGAAAACAAAAGGCGAUGUUUGAGAAGAAAGUCUACUAAUUCCAAAGUACAACAGCCAGAACCAGCAGCAGAGGACUUGUUUGAAUUAGAAGGCCUUGCUGUACCCUUUAACAGUCCGGUUACGGUUCACACAGACAAUCUUAUUCCAUCGUCUUUCUCUGGCGUUGAAGAAGUGAACCAUGACAAGGAAAAUGUAGUGCCACUUUCGCGAAGGAGUUCUAUUGGAAGACCAUCGCGUAAAGCAGCCGAAAAGGUUCAGUCCUACAAAGAGAUUCCAGUUAACAUCAAAAUGAGAAGAGUUGCAUGAGCUUUUAUAGAGCUUGAAGACUAUUAUUAACUCCAUCCAUUUAUGUUAUGUAUGCUAUGGUUAUUCUAUGUUAAUCCUGUAUUGUCACAUUUUGAUUGUUCUGUAUAUUAUCCUUAUUGGCUAAAUAGUGUAACUUGGAUCAAAAUUAACUAGUCAUUUGCUAUAUUUUAGGCCCA